AUGACUCUUUUCGCCCUCCUAGCCAUCAUCUCUUGUAUUCUUUCCGUACACGCCAUCAAGUUUGAACUGCCCUCUUCAAUAGAACCAGAGGAGAAGUGCAUAUGGAAUGCAGCACAUUCGGGGGCGCUUAUCAUUGUUACGGCCAACGUUGGACCAGGGAAGGACCAACGGGUUGACGUCGAAAUUAGAGAACGUGAAGGAGGCAACGUGUAUCUUAACAAAAAAAACAUACGCGGCGAAACUCGCUUGGCUGUGACGGCCCAUCGAGAUGAUGAUGUGGGCGUGUGUUUCAGGAAUACGUUGGAACCCACUGCCGCCAGGUCGAAAGUGCUGUACAUUCGCAUAAUUGACCUAGACGUAGACAUAGGUGCCGAUGCAGUGGACUAUAAUGCCAUUGCCAACCAAGAUGGACUGUCUGCACUUGAAGUGGAAAUGCGGAAGCUGGAAGGGAUUGUGAAGGAGAUAGUAGAAGAACUUGGAUAUCUGAAAGAGCGCGAAUCCCGAUUCUCAAGCACAAAUGAUUCGACGAACCUGCGAGUUCAAAACUUUUAUCUCUUUACAAUCUUCGCGUUACUCUGUCUGGGGGUCUGGCAGAUUCUUCAUCUCCGGGCAUUUUUCCGUCGAAAGUAUCUUAUCGACUGA
Cantharellus anzutake is the source of this 642-nucleotide messenger RNA. Its product is annotated as emp24/gp25L/p24 family/GOLD-domain-containing protein. The record is from RefSeq and is a predicted model, not a curated record. Gene Ontology annotation, cellular component: Golgi apparatus; endoplasmic reticulum; COPII-coated ER to Golgi transport vesicle. Lineage: Eukaryota; Fungi; Basidiomycota; Agaricomycetes; Cantharellales; Hydnaceae. Gene Ontology annotation, biological process: endoplasmic reticulum to Golgi vesicle-mediated transport; Golgi organization; intracellular protein transport. Bases 1 to 642 code for a protein of 213 amino acids. The transcript is spliced from 4 exons.